AUGGGUCAAAAGAAUCUCACAGUUUUGACUGAAUUCAUUCUGCUGGGAGUCACAAGGCAACCUGAGCUGCAGCUUCCCCUUUUUGGGAUAUUCCUCAUCAUCUACAUAAUCACAGUGGUGGGCAACUUGGGCAUGAUCUGUCUGAUCCAGGUAGACUCCCGUUUAUACACACCUAUGUAUUUUUUUAUCAAACACCUGGCUUUCAUUGAUCUUGGGAAUUCUACUGUCAUUUGUCCCAAGAUGCUGGUCAAUUUUCUCGUGGACCAAAAUACCAUUUCCUAUCAUGCAUGUGCCGUACAGCUGGCUUUCUUUCUUACGUUCAUUAUUAGUGAGUUUUUCAUCUUGUCAGCCAUGGCUUAUGACCGCUACGUGGCCAUCUGUAACCCUCUGCUGUACAAUGUUGUCAUGUCUCAGAGACUUUGUUAUGUGAUGGUGGGCAUUCCUUACCUCUACAGUACCUUUCUGGCUCUUGUGUUUACCAUUAAGAUUUUUACUUUGACCUUCUGUGGCUCUAAUGUCAUCAGCCACUUCUACUGUGAUGAUGUUCCCUUGUUACCUAUGCUCUGCUCAAAUGCCCGGGAAAUAGAGUUGCUAAUUAUACUAUUUUCAGCAUUUAAUUUGAUUUCCUCCCUCUUAGUAGUCUUGGUAUCUUACAUGCUCAUUCUGGUAGCCAUAUUUCAAAUGCAUUCUGCAGAAGGCAGGAAAAAGUCUUUUUCCACCUGUGGUUCUCAUCUCACAGCAGUUGUUAUAUUCUAUGGGUCUCUCUUCUUUAUGUAUUUGCAGCCCAAAUCCACUCACUCCUAUGAUACUGAUAAAAUGGCCUCUGUGUUUUACACUUUAGUGAUCCCCAUGCUUAACCCCUUGAUCUAUAGCUUAAGAAACAAGGAGGUAAAAAAUGCCUUCCAUAGAGUAUUUAAGAAUUUAUCUAAGUUUUGUAUUUAA
This is a messenger RNA of Tupaia belangeri chinensis (Chinese tree shrew), 942 nucleotides long. RefSeq names its product olfactory receptor 8K5. Gene Ontology annotation, biological process: G protein-coupled receptor signaling pathway. Gene Ontology annotation, cellular component: membrane. The record is from RefSeq and is a predicted model, not a curated record. Gene Ontology annotation, molecular function: olfactory receptor activity; G protein-coupled receptor activity. The transcript has a single exon. Bases 1 to 942 code for a protein of 313 amino acids. Lineage: Eukaryota; Metazoa; Chordata; Mammalia; Scandentia; Tupaiidae.